AUGAGGUAUUGGAUUAUCGGGCUUUGUUACUUUAUCGGUUGGUGGGCAGCGACGGCCGCAGUGGAUGUCAUUGUGAUCAACCAACCUACACCAAAUCAAAAGGUGGUCAACCGACAAGUGUUGGCCAUUCAAUACACAAUCAUUGGAGCUCAGACAAUAAACCCGCCGAUAAACGCCCUCUAUCCAAGUUCUAUGGACGCUACAUUUCACUGGCAGCAGCGACAGACACCGUCCACAAGUUUUAAUAUUUCGGGACUCUCCAACUUGAAUACCGAUCCCUAUCCUGCGGGGAUCCAAAAUCAAAUCUAUACAGCUCAUUGGAAAUUGCCCAACUGCCAUUUCUUUGCUCGCUACAAACCGACUGACUGGGAUUUCACCCUGGUUUUCGAACUAAAGUAUCCAAUCAACCCAAACAACCUUCCCACGCAACCUCCUAUCCGUAUACCAUUGGCUAUUGAACCCGUUGGCAACGACAUCACCCCAAAAUGCACCUAA
Radiomyces spectabilis is the source of this 495-nucleotide messenger RNA. RefSeq lists its product as uncharacterized. NCBI's taxonomy places the organism in Eukaryota, Fungi, Mucoromycota, Mucoromycetes, Mucorales, Radiomycetaceae. The record is from RefSeq and is a predicted model, not a curated record. The coding region runs from base 1 to 495 and encodes 164 amino acids. The transcript has 2 exons.